This is a messenger RNA of Hermetia illucens (black soldier fly), 3462 nucleotides long. It is a transcript of the gene MCU, whose product is annotated as calcium uniporter protein, mitochondrial. Gene Ontology annotation, molecular function: calcium channel activity; uniporter activity. The record is from RefSeq and is a predicted model, not a curated record. NCBI's taxonomy places the organism in Eukaryota, Metazoa, Arthropoda, Insecta, Diptera, Stratiomyidae. Gene Ontology annotation, cellular component: uniplex complex; mitochondrial inner membrane. The transcript has 9 exons. Gene Ontology annotation, biological process: mitochondrial calcium ion homeostasis; calcium import into the mitochondrion. The coding region runs from base 280 to 1461 and encodes 393 amino acids.
GUUCAGUUGUUCGAUGCAACGGUUGCUGGCUUGUAUCUUUCGUGCGUAGCGAUUGGCACCGCGAAACGGCGCUUUCUGCCAACUGUUGGAUUUCGCGGAUAAAGCUCGGUCCGGCGGAGACGUAAGCUUGCGCAGAAGCCGGCCGGCGCGGCGAUAAAAUAAGAAAAUGUUGAUUUCACAUGCAUGGGAGCUCACACACACGGAUAAAGUUGCGAAAGCUCCGGCAGCGAGUUGACAGCGAGAGAAAUAAACUUGGAGCAGUUCAGUAAACUAUUAAAGAUGGCGCGUGGUGUAUGUGUCGCGAGGUUCCGUGUGCUCUUCAAUACGGAUUUAACGCGUAAUGGCAAGCGGACAAUUUUCGCGUACCAGCCCGCCCAUACGGAAACGUGGAGUAGGGUAGCACGGAGGUUUUGCACAAAGUCAGAUACUGAUGAUGAUGACGAUAAAUCAGGAAAAAAGAACGAAGGUUCGAAAAAUACGACGAAACCAACGGUGAUCGUAGAUUCUCAAGUGUCGGUUAAUUAUAUACAAGGAUUGCCGCACGUAACAGUACCGCUGCCAAGUCGGAAUGAAAAAUGUCGUUUUGCCUUGAAACCAGUUUCACAUAACGUGGGAGAUUUUCUUCAUAUGCUUCGACUGGAAGAUCGCGGAAUUGAUAGGGCCGUAAUACUUAAUAAGGAAGGAGUACGAAUAGCGUCAACAUGUUCAAUAGAAAGCUUAAUGAAUGAACCUUUUUGGCUGCACGUAAAUGAUAAACACUACCUCGUCACACCACCAGACCGUGAGAGGAUAAGCUCUGAAGAGUUAACAAAAUUAGGAGAUGUUCGAGCUAUGGUCGCACAACUCUACGAAGCCUUGCAUGUGGGCGAGUAUCAUGUGAAAAAGGAAAAGGAACUAAUCGAACGUUUAGAGGAGCUGAAGUACCAACUAACACCUUUAGAAGAGAAAAAACAAGAAUUGGACGCUCAGGCUGUGAGAAAAGCUAAUAUGAUGACGUGGUUAGGUCUAGGUUUAAUGUCUGUUCAGUUUGGAAUCUUAGCACGUCUAACAUGGUGGGAGUACUCAUGGGAUAUCAUGGAACCUGUAACUUAUUUCGUAACUUAUGGAACAGCUAUGGCAGCAUAUGCCUACUUCUGUGUGACUAGACAGGAAUAUAAUUAUAAUUCUGUGCGCGACCGUCAAUAUCUGAUGACAAUACACAAGCGUGCCAAGAAGAAGGGCUUUGAUCUAGAAACAUAUAACAACUUGAAGCGUCAGCAAGCAGAAACUGAAUACGAUCUGAACCGGUUGCGAGAUCCCCUGAAUUUACAAUUGCCGACGGGAUGGAACACUAGCAAUUCAUCGUUAUCGUCAACAUCAAUUUCUUCAGAAGAUGACAAUAAGAGUACCAUGAGUAGUAGUAAAAGUAAAUUGAAUAAAUUGAUUAGUGCAGCUACGAAAAAGUUAAAAAAGGAGAAAUAAAUGAUCUCAACUAAGACUACAGACUAGUUCCUUUAUAUCGUCUUACUACUAUUUGCCUAUUAGCAAGCCUUUGUCUUUGAAAAUAUUGUUGUCGUUAUUUUUACGCAAGCUGUUGCGUCAUUUGUUAAAACUAGUAUUUCUUUUGUAUCUUACCUUUUUUCCUAUAUAAAUUAAUUUGAAAUGGUUAACUAGACACGCAACACUAUUUACCCGCGAUGCGAUGGAUUUAACCGUUAACAGUGGAUUUCAAAAUACCAUUAUUAAAAAAGUAGCUCCAUUCAGAAUUAUAAAAAUCAACGAAAGUCCUCAAUCCGCCCGCAUCAGCGUUGUAGCUUCUGUUAUAUUAGAAAAGGAUUGUUAAUUUUUGAAAUCUAUUUAGAAAAAAUCGUGAAGAUGUUAUUUUAUGCUUCGAAUAAUAGUUUGAGAGUAUAUUUAUUUACUAGCAGAGUUUCGCUUUCGAAUAAUUUUGCCGAAUCAGUCAACUUGCCUUGUUUGAUUCUUUGCAGCCAAGUGCAUAUAGGAAUGCAGUGAAGCAGAUAUGAAAACAGCAGUUGUUUUAUAAAAAAGCCUCUUAUGAGUAUUAUUAUAUUUUUAUAUGCGGAGAAUGCCCAGCCGGAAAAAUUGAGAACUCAUCAAGAAUCAUACAACCAUCAUCCAAUAAACCUUCUCAGAUAUUUCUCCAAACUGACAUUUCUUAAAUUAACCUUUCUAUUCAUUGUACGCAGCAUCUCUGAAGAAGGAUAGAAAACCUCUCAACUUUUUCUACAUAUGAUUUCCUCUUGCAAUUUGAUUUUAUGGUGUAUGAUGUAUAGUCAUGCAUGAGCCGCUUGAGAUUAGAUACAAAUUCAUGAAGAAAGUAAACAUAAACCUCCUUUCAUAUAUAAACACUGCUUCAUUGGAUGGUGGAUAACUUAUCAGUAAAACGAGGGAAUGCGACAUUAUCAUAUGCUUGAAAAUGGAAGAUCAAAUUAAGACUGACCAAGUAGUACUGGUUGUAUGAAUAUGUUAUUCAGUAAAAAAUAAUUCCUGCAACCGAAUGAUAAAUACAUUUGUACUACGGAUCAAUAUCUAUUAAUGAUUAUCAAGUGACCAUUCGGAGCAUUUAAGAAAAAAAAAGUAAAAACAUCGAUAUAGUUUAAGGCCGAGUUACUUUUAGUAAAAUUAGCAAAAAAUGAAUGUUAAGCCCUAACAACAGAACCUUGAAAACAAACCAAAACGCAUGUUUCAUUCAUAAACAAAAAGCAAACUUUAGCCUAAUUGUACACAAAUAUAGAAAUUAAAAACAUUUUAUACAAAAAUCUUGCAUAAAUUCAAAUGUAGUUGUUGUUACAUUUUGACAAUCCUUUCAAUCUAAUUUGGAACAAAUAAAAGUUAAUUUAUGUAAAUAGUAUUAAUAUUAAAGGAAAUGAAAUUCCGAAAUAUCUAAGUCUGACAAACGCGAUAUAUGGUCAUUAAAUGCUGGGAAUUGAAUUUUACUUAUCGUAAAAAACGAUUGUAAAUAAAUUUCCCACUUUCUUAUAUAUCAUGUCGAAACUUAGAUAGUUCAGAAUUUCAAAAUUUAUUUGGCAAAUGAGAGCAGCAUUGCCUUCUCUUCUUUAAAACGAUUGUGCCAAGUUUUCCGAUACGCAUAAAUUUACCUCUUUGUACAGAUUAUUAUCGACUAAGUACGCAUUUUUCCUUUAAAUCAAAACUUCCCAAAUAUAUUUUCUACUGUUGGACAGUUUACUUAUGUAGUGAAUGAAAGUGGAUACGCCAAAGUUGAGCAUACGAAUAGUUUUCGCAAAUACGUGUUAUUCGCACAACACACUUAGAACAGAAAUUGUUGAAUACGUAAAUACAUAUAACCAAAUGGAUAAUCAGAACAUAGUACUUAGCAACAAUUACUUUUGGAGAUAAUUUUCCUCGUUUUCCCGCUUUUAUAAUUUCUUCAAUACUAUUGCUUUUAGGAAUGUUAUAUACUUUAUGCUUUCAAUCGAAUUCAAAUAAACUCAUUUGAAAUUA